Messenger RNA from Camellia sinensis, 925 nucleotides. RefSeq lists its product as uncharacterized. The record is from RefSeq and is a predicted model, not a curated record. Lineage: Eukaryota; Viridiplantae; Streptophyta; Magnoliopsida; Ericales; Theaceae.
AUGAUUCUCUCUUCCAUCUCACCUCCACUGGACUCUUCCUUUCGGAUACCAUCCACCACUGUCAAACUUCAACAUCCAUCGAAACAUCUUCUUCAUCCUCAAAUCAAAUCGUCCCAACAAAUUGGAUUCAUUAGAAAACCAAAAGGUGUUAUUAGUUCUACUAACAAUGUUGCUCUUCAUCUGUUUACAACAAUCUCUAAACGAGUUGUUCUUCAGAAUUCUGUCGUUCCUUUUGCUGCUUCGAUUGCGAUUCUUCUCUGGUCCAAUCCAGCUGAAGCUGGAUUUCUUUCAGGGUUCUCCGGACUAGAAUCAAUGCCUGGCCCUGAGUUACCACAAAUCGAUUUUCUCAAUCGCUUUAAUGAUUUUGCUUCUCUUGCAGAUGAAAAUCAGAAAAAGUAUGCAGAAUUUGAUGCAAGAUUCAAAGAAUCACCCCUACUUAAGAAGCUACUAGAGCAGUCCAAACUGAACAAAGAGAAGAACAAGCAAGAAAUUCUUGACAAGUACUGCAUUCGAGGGGCGGAGUGGGGCGUAGGAGAUUGUUCGGCAGAGGGAAUGACACCAGAUGAGAGAGAGAAAUUCAUUUCCAUGUUGAAAGAGAAGGCUGGAGUAAAAUGAGUUAAACUGUUGUAGAUGGGAAAUUAUUCAAUGCUUAGCAUUGAUCCUUUCAAUUUUCAAGUUAAACACAUCAUGAGUUAUCUCCUAUAACUCAAACACAAAAGCGGUGAGUCUUAUAGCUUAGACCAAUAAUUACUAUUUGAGAGUACCACCUAGCAAUGCUUAAAGAGUAUUGAAUAAUUUCGCGUUUGGGAUUAUGUUUGUUUUUAGAUUAUUAGCAGAUGUGAGUCAACUACGAAACAGUUUUUCCUCUUUCGUAGGGAACACUUCUUUUCUUUUUCUUCAAUGAAUUAAAUAUGUUUUCUCCUUA